Lagenorhynchus albirostris (white-beaked dolphin) is the source of this 3626-nucleotide messenger RNA. It is a transcript of the gene SFMBT1, whose product is annotated as Scm like with four mbt domains 1. Gene Ontology annotation, cellular component: nucleus. The coding region runs from base 355 to 3096 and encodes 913 amino acids. Gene Ontology annotation, biological process: regulation of DNA-templated transcription. Gene Ontology annotation, molecular function: transcription corepressor activity; histone binding. The record is from RefSeq and is a predicted model, not a curated record. The transcript has 22 exons. NCBI's taxonomy places the organism in Eukaryota, Metazoa, Chordata, Mammalia, Artiodactyla, Delphinidae.
CGCCGCCGCCGCCUCCGCCGGAGCGCGGGUGGAGGGGGGCGGGGAGAGCUGCCGGCCGCCCCGCUCCGCGGAGCCCAGCAGGAAGAAGGGCGCGAGCGGGCGAGUGCAGGCGGCGCGAGCGGAAAAAGCGCCCGCACGGGGGAACGAAAAGAAGAAAAGAAAGAAAACGAGCGCGAGAAGGGAAAAGCGAGCGAUCGAGCGAGUGCGCGCGCGAAAACUCCCGACAGCACUUUCAUUUGGACCCUUGGAUGCCCAUUGAACAGAUGCUUGAGAACUGCAAGUAAUCUUCAGACUGUAGCAUAACUAUAAGGCCUGUCCUCUGUGUGGGGAGGAGAUCACCCAUGUGCUGUGGAAAUGAACGGGGAGCAGCAGAUUGAUGCAGAUGCUGGAUCUGGAGUGGAAGAAGUGGAAUUAAGCUGGGAAGACUAUCUAGAAGAGACAGGAUCCACAGCAGUUCCCUACGGGUCUUUUAAACAUGUGGACACACGUUUGCAGAAUGGAUUUGCUCCUGGGAUGAAACUGGAGGUGGUUGUGAAAACCGAUCCUGAAACCUACUGGGUUGCCACCAUCAUUACCACCUGUGAGCAGUUGCUCCUCCUCCGCUACGAUGGCUACGGGGAGGACCGGAGAGCAGACUUCUGGUGUGACAUCAGGAAGGCUGACCUCUACCCCAUUGGGUGGUGUGAGCAGAAUAAGAAGACCCUCGAAGCCCCGGAAGGAGACAUACCUAAAUGGAGAUAUUCUGAAAGAAUAAACAUAAAAGGAUGGACAAAGAUACAUAGACAAAUGCAAAUAGAAAAGAAAGCAGGAGUCUCAGUCUUGAUAUCUGACAAAGGUGGAAUUCAGAUCAGAAAGCACUGCAUCAGAGAUAAAGUGUCUGAUCUGGAUGAGUUUCUGCGGCAGACCCUGAUGGGAGCAUGUAGUCCUCCUGUUCCGCUGCUAGAGGGCCUCCGUAAUGGGAGGAAUCCUUUAGAUCUCAUUGCUCCAGGUUCCAGGCUGGAAUGUCAAGCUUUCCAGGACUCUUUAAGUACUUGGAUUGUUACUGUAGUAGACAACAUUGGAGGAAGGCUGAAGCUGCGUUAUGAAGGACUUGAGAGUUCUGAUAAUUUUGAACAUUGGUUGUAUUACUUGGAUCCAUUUCUUCAUCAUGUUGGUUGGGCUGCUCAACAGGGAUAUGAGCUUCAGCCCCCAUCAGCCAUCAGACAUCUGAAAACUGAAGUUGAGUGGCAAGAGAUCUUGGCCAAAGUGAAAGAGGAGGAGGAAGAGCCAUUACCAUCUUACUUAUUUAAGGAUAAACAAGUGAUCGGCGCUCAUUCAUUCUCUGUAAAUAUGAAAUUGGAAGCUGUGGAUCCCUGGUCUCCUUUUGGGAUCUCUCCUGCUACAAUUGUUAAGGUUUUUGAUGAGAAGUAUUUUCUGGUGGAAAUGGAUGAUUUGCGACCAGAGAAUCGUGCACAGCGAUCCUUCGUGUGUCAUGCUGACAGUCCUGGUAUUUUCCCUGUGCAGUGGGGUCUGAAGAAUGGUUUACACAUCAGUCCCCCUCCUGGCUACCCAGGCCAGGACUUUGAUUGGGCCGACUACCUCAAACAGUGUGGUGCUGAAGCUGCUCCCCAGAGGUGCUUCCCUCCGUCAAUUUCUGAGCAUGAAUUUAAGGAGAACAUGAAGCUUGAGGCAGUGAACCCUCUUCUCCCUGAAGAAGUGUGCGUUGCCACCAUUACUGCAGUGAGAGGCUCCUACCUGUGGCUCCAGUUGGAGGGUUCUAAGAAACCCAUACCUGAAUUUAUUGUGAAUGUGGAAUCCAUGGAUAUAUUUCCUUUGGGCUGGUGUGAAACCAAUGGCCAUCCCCUCAGCACUCCUCGCCGAGCACGAGUACACAAACAGAGGAAAGUUGCAGUGGUUCAACCAGAAAAACAAAUACCAUCCUCAAGGACUGUCCAUGAGGGUCUGAAGAAUCAGGAGCUGAGCUCCACAGACUCAGUUAUGAUUAAUGGAAAAUAUUGCUGUCCAAAGAUAUACUUCAACCACCGUUGCUUCUCAGGGCCAUAUCUUAACAAAGGAAGGAUCGCUGAGCUGCCUCAAUGUGUGGGACCCGGGAAUUGUGUCCUGGUCCUCAGAGAGGUCCUCACUUUACUGAUCAAUGCAGCCUAUAAACCCAGUCGUGUCCUUCGGGAGCUGCAGCUGGACAAAGACUCUGUGUGGCAUGGAUGUGGGGAAGUCCUCAAGGCCAAAUACAAAGGAAAGAGUUACCGAGCUACUGUCGAGAUAGUGAAAACAGCAGAUCGGGUGACUGAAUUCUGCCGGCAAACCUGUAUCAAACUGGAGUGCUGUCCUAAUCUCUUUGGUCCACGGAUGGUUCUGGAUAAGUGUUCAGAGAACUGCUCUGUACUUACAAAGACUAAAUAUACACACUACUAUGGAAAGAAGAAAAAUAAAAGAAUUGGGAGGCCACCUGGUGGGCAUAGUAACUUAGCAUGUGCCCUGAAAAAAGCGAGUAAGAGGAGAAAGAGGCGAAAAAAUGUUUUUGUUCAUAAGAAGAAACGCUCCUCUGCAUCUGUUGAUAAUACCCCAGCGGGCUCUCCCCAGGGAAGUGGAGGUGAAGAUGAGGAUGACCCAGAUGAAGGGGAUGAUGAUUCCCUAAGUGAGGGCAGUACAUCUGAGCAACAGGAUGAGCUACAGGAAGAGUCAGAAAUGUCAGAAAAAAAAUCAUGCUCCUCCUCUCCCACCCAAAGUGAGAUAUCCACAUCACUGCCUCCAGACAGACAGAGAAGAAAAAGAGAGCUUCGCACUUUUUCAUUUUCUGAUGAUGAGAAUAAACCUCCUUCACCAAAGGAAAUAAGGAUUGAAGUUUCUGAAAGGCUUCACCUGGACAGUAACCCCCUGAAGUGGAGUGUGGCGGAUGUUGUGCGGUUCAUCAGAUCCACCGACUGUGCUCCGCUAGCAAGAAUAUUCCUAGACCAGGAAAUUGAUGGGCAGGCCCUGUUGCUCCUUACCCUUCCCACCGUUCAAGAGUGCAUGGACUUAAAACUGGGCCCUGCCAUCAAACUUUGCCAUCACAUAGAGAGGAUCAAGUUUGCUUUUUAUGAACAGUUUGCCAACUGAGAAGGACAACCAAAGUGAGCUGUAUCUUUGAAGCACAAAUGCAGCAAAUCCUUCGCCCUGCUCUACAAGUGGAGCUGAAAUAGUCCUGGGGCUCUGGGCCCUGCAGGUGUCGGCUUGCUCUCUUUGCACUUUCAGGGAAGGAGGACCCACACUGAGUAAGCAAAAACUGCACAGAAGUGGCUCUCCUGCCAGUGAAAAUGUGGGCAUCUCUUGUUCAGCAGAUUGCAGUUUAAAAAAAAUAAAGGUUGUGAAGAAAAGACUCCUAUAGAAGAAUAAGCAUUUCCACUGGUGUGGCCUGAAAACGAAGAAUAAUCUAGGUUGCUGGAAAGCACCCUUUUGGUUUUCUUUUUGUUCUUUCUGUUCCUUCCCAUUGUAGAUUGAACUUUGUUCUCUGCUUUCUCUUUCUUGGAAAGAGAGAACAUAGCUUUAAGUCAGCACUGAUUUGGGACUGUGCCUAAGGCACAUCAGUGCUUCAUUGUCAUUGUGUUUUUUAAGGUUUUUUAAAUUAAAACAGUUCAUUUUGGGGAUGA